Mycotypha africana is the source of this 2856-nucleotide messenger RNA. RefSeq lists its product as uncharacterized. NCBI's taxonomy places the organism in Eukaryota, Fungi, Mucoromycota, Mucoromycetes, Mucorales, Mycotyphaceae. The record is from RefSeq and is a predicted model, not a curated record. The transcript has 5 exons. Bases 291 to 2576 code for a protein of 761 amino acids.
GAAAAUAUCGAUUCAUUUACGUGAGCAACCGCUAUCGACUUUGUUGCCGUCUUCAACUCAAAAAUGUAUCAGAUCCGCCUCCUUUCAUCAUCUUUAACUGUAAGACAAGAAAAAUGUCCAGUCUUUUUUGAUAACAAUUUAACCAUUUGUAAGGUAUGUUCCACAAACAACGUCGCAAUGCAGGGCCACUCGAUAGCGGAGAUUUCCACCAAUGAGGAGUUUGAAAAAAACAUACAAAAUUAUACCCCUUUCUCCACUUUUAUUCUAUUUCAGUUUUCUUUCUUAGAGUAAUGACAGCAACUACGACAGCUAUGCCCACUACAACUGAUAAACCCGAAGACAUUCAAGUAUUUGAGGCGUUUAAUAAAUAUCCUUGGGAGUCGGAUAAUGUAUUUCAACAAGGCCUUGAGAGUAUCUUGAAUCAAUUGAACAUAUUGGACCAAAAGGAAUCUGAUAAGGAGGAGAAAGAUUUAGAAUUGUAUCAAGACCUCCAACUAUUAAAAGCAAAGCACUUUUAUUUUACAAGAUUUCAACAACAAUUUGAUCUAGAACAGUACUUAACAUACGAGACAGAGAAGGCGGAUUUAAAGAAAACAGAACCAAAGCCAAGUGAAGAGGAUCAAGAAAAUUUAUUUCAACGACUGGAAAAUUACGACUACGAAAAUGAUGUGGAAUAUUCAAAAGGUCUACCAAAUAUUAUCAAAGGAUGGAUAGCACAGCAAUCUAAAACCGGCUUAUGGGAUAAAGAGAAAUUGGAUACUGAAUUCGCAAAGACAAAGGCAUUUUUCUACAAUGCUCGUGUCGAAAAAGUGGAUCUACUCUCUUAUUUCAAAUGGAGAGCAAAGAGAGAACAAGCUAAUGCUCCUGCUUGUCCAUUUGCUAAUCUAUGGCAAAACAAACUAAGCGCCGGUCCCACAGAUCAAACAAACAGUGCAACCUUCGUUAUCGUGGAAAAACCCAAAGAACAGCGCUUUGGCCCUGCACUACUGACUCUAUCCUCACCAAAGAGUAAAAAUCUGUUUUCGCUUGAUCGGUUGGAGGAGUUGUCAACUGCAUUACAAGAAGUCGAAAAGGAUGAUCGAGUAACAGCAAUUUUCAUCAACGCUAGAGUUGCUGAUGACGGUGCGAUGGAUCCAUUCGUCGGUGAACGUAUGAUUGAAACGAAGGAUACAAAAGUCUGGAGCAAUGGUUUAGCUUAUGAGGAAACGUCAAAAAUGGUAGCAGGAGCUGACUUACGCCAGGUUUCAUUGUGCAAAUUAGCAUCACAAUAUUAUGACAACGUGCGUUCUUUCCUCAGUCAAAAACAGCAAAGACAACCAGAAGUAAACCAGAACGAUGCUAGUGAUCUUGAAAACAAAACUGAGGAAGAGAAAGAAAAAGCAGAAGCAGAACAAAGCAAAGGACUUAGCGCAGACAGAAAGAAUAAGCCAAUCAUUACCUUUUGUAAUGGAGAGAUAUUUACAAGCGCUGCUUAUCUUUCCCUUGGUCCUGGUUUGAUGCGUGUUAUCACUGAGUUUACUUUGCUUAACUUCACAUUGCAAUUAUCGCACGCACCCAUGCCUCCUCUUCUGUUAUUGGCUGUGGCACGCGCACGUGCAAAGGCUUUGGCAGCAACACAUAACUCAAACGAAAAGAUGCUCAUAGCAGGCCUAGAGCUAUAUCUUGCUCUUGCAGCACCUGCAUAUGGUAAAUUAAGAGGACCAGAAUUGUUACGACUUGGUUUUGCAGAUGCAUUCGUUCCUGAAGCUAAAUUGAAAGAUGCAAUCGACACUGCCAAGAAGCUGGCUGUUUGCCCUGUCGGGGAUGGAGAUGAAACCACAGUCGCUGCUGUUCAAUUGGCAUUGGCCAUUCAUCAUACGUAUCCAGGUCCUGAUCGCAUGCAGGUUUGGAAAGACCAAAUUGAAUCUACCUUUGGAAAAGCUGAAUCUUUUGAUGAUCUGAGAUUAAAACUAGAAGAAAUCGAUAGUCUGUGGAGUAAGAAUCUUCUGGCCUAUUGGAAUACCUUACCACCUCUUCUUUUGAAUGUUGUUUACGAAGCAGUGAACAAGACAGCCUCCCUCAAUCCCUUAGAGAUACUAGAUUUAGAACAGAAGUUGAAUGCUAAAUGGUGCGAAACAGACGAUUAUAAGACCUGGCUCAAACACAAGUCUUCACAAGAUCAAAGCACACCUCCAAGUUGGAUUGUGGAUAAAGAGCAGGUUAGCACAAUGGUCAAAUUAUUCUUUGAAGGCCCAUCAAAAGUGGAGGGUAUAACAGUCGAGCCAGUCAUCUACAAAGCCCCUCAAGAGGCUGUCGAAGAGAACAAAAUACCGUCCGGUAUAUGUCCUGUUACUGGUCAAGCAGCAGCGAAUGAAGCGGUCUGCCCAGUUACUGGACAAAAAGGGGGCUCCUUUGCUCCAUCCAUUAGUACUGCUAGUGUAUGUCCUGUAACUGGUCAAGUAGCGGUUAAUGAAGCGGUCUGCCCAGUUACUGGACAAAAAGGGGGCUCCAUUAGUGCUGCUAAUGUAUGCCCUGUGACUAGUCAUGCUCUCUCUAGCGCUAGUUCACAAGAUAAUGCCGCUUCAGAGCCUCUAUAAGUAUGACAGCGCUUGUCCAUUUGCUGAAGCAAAAGCCUCAAUAGACCGAAACUGUCUGUGAAAAAGCGAGAAUUCAUCCAAAUAUAACCAACUGGAAAGUAUAGACGCUCAUACAUUGCCUACUUGACCUUCCCUGUUGCACAAGUUUAUACCUCCUAAUCUAAUAAAAUUUAUUAAUACUUAUUGCCCAUGCAUGACUAAAGUAAACAAAGUGUUAAACAGAUGGACUUUCGUGCCUCUUGUAGAAUCAUCUAAAACACCAUAACAAAAGCUUACAGUG